AAGGGAGGGAUGAGGGUUUAAAGGCCUGAAAAAGCGACAGAUAACAAAACGAAAAGAAGAAAAAAAAAAGAGAGAGAGAGAUAGAGAGAGAGAAAGGGAAGGAAGGUGUUUUUUCUCCACACAAACACAACCUUAAUUCCUCUCACUCUUAUCACAGAUUCAUCUUAUUUUUACCAUCAAUGCCCUUCCACGAAAUCAGCGAAACCCAAACACACAGUUGUUGUCGUUGGUGUUGUUACUCUGAAUCUCUCGUACAUGCAUAGAUCUCCAUGAGAGUAAAACUGAAACACAAUCUGCUUCUAUUUUCCGUGUCUUUCGAACGCAAACACGUUGUUGGUGGUUGGUAGGACAAAAAAAAAAACAGCUCACAACUUGGGACCAUGUCGGAAUUCAGAGUCGGCCACUGUUUUCCGCGGCUCUUGCUUGCUGUCAAUGUCGGUCUCGCUCUUGUUGCCGCAACUAUUGCUUUCCUUGCUUCUUUUCAGUUGCUGAGGAUUCACUUGAGGAAUUUACAGCUUGGCUGGACUCGGCAAAAAGUGUUCCAUCUAUUGAUUGGCUCUUCUAAUUGGGGUUACUUGGUUUAUUUGGCAUUGACACUUGUUGCUGCUUGCAAGGGAUGGACAUGUUGGUCACAUUCUUGUGGUUUUAUCUUUAUGGCUUUCCCCAAAGUACUUUUUUUUGCAGCAUUUCUUCUUCUUUUAUCCUUCUGGGUUGACCUUUGCCAUCAACCAGAUGAUGACGAUGACUAUGAAGGAAGUUUUUCUGAGAUACCUUUGCUAAGAAAGACUUCAAACGAAUCAAAUUUAGGAAGCAUGGAUAGGCAUAGAAAGUGCCUUCCUGUUCGGUUUGCUCGUAUAGGAAAUCGGCAAAAGAUUGUGAUUUUGGUUACAUUGCUAAUUUUCAUCAUCGUGAUGGCAUUUGCUGUAACAAUCUGGAUUGGGCUGGGAAGUAAUCCCAUUGAUUCUGAAGUGGCAGCUCGGGUUUAUUUAGAUCUUUCUGCUAUUGGAAUGCUUUUGUUGGGAGUAGCAUUAGCGUGUUAUGGAAUCCUAUUAUGCUUGAAGAUGAGCAAAGUUAGAGCAGAGAAACCUUCAUCUGAAAUGUGGAAGGUUGCAGGUUUAACUACUAUCUCUGUACUAUGCUUCACAUCAAGCUCCUGUGUAGAACUUUUAACCGACAUUCCUAUGCUGUAUAACUGGCGUCAGCGGCCUCUGAAUGAUGUUUACACCUCUCUUUUACUCAUUUUGUAUUAUUUUGUAGGCUCAUCAAUACCUUCAGCAGUGGUACUGUGGGUAAUGAGAGAAUUACCACCUAUAGAAGCUGCUGACAUAGUAGAAGAAUCAAGGACAUUAGCUUUUGUUGCUGAUAGUUCAGUUGCAAUUGAUCAUCCUCAGCGCUGGACUACGGCAACAAGCAUGCAAAACCAGACAUCAAGAGCGAGUCCUAUAUAACUGUGUGUUAACCUUUGCAAAUGUAUCUUGUUCUGCUGAAGCUUGGGCAGCGUAUUGGAAUUUAUUCAGAAUAUGUUUAAUCCUGGAGCGGAGAUGAGAGAAAAUGACGCUGGUGGAUGUAAACGCUUUAGGGCCUAAGGUUGCUAAUUCCCACAGUAUAUACAUUUUAAAUCUAAAUGUAUAUAGUAGCAAUUUGAUAUAUGAAAAAUUCUUUCCUUCUAUACAAAUUUUGGAAUGUUACUAUGGCAG
Molecule: messenger RNA, 1697 nt
Organism: Gastrolobium bilobum
Lineage: Eukaryota; Viridiplantae; Streptophyta; Magnoliopsida; Fabales; Fabaceae
Product: tobamovirus multiplication protein 1-like
Exons: 13
Coding region: 381-1448 (355 amino acids)
Source: RefSeq, a predicted model, not a curated record